Glycine soja is the source of this 2630-nucleotide messenger RNA. Its product is annotated as UBP1-associated protein 2B-like. Bases 134 to 1624 code for a protein of 496 amino acids. The record is from RefSeq and is a predicted model, not a curated record. Gene Ontology annotation, molecular function: RNA binding. NCBI's taxonomy places the organism in Eukaryota, Viridiplantae, Streptophyta, Magnoliopsida, Fabales, Fabaceae. The transcript has 2 exons.
CGGUGAAAUAGACUCCUACUUCACAUCCCACUGAGAGCGCAAUCGUAUCACGCUUUCUUCUAUCUUCAGGCAAAUCAAAUUAAAAUCACAACACCCCCAAUUCCCGAAACCCUAACCCUACCUCCUCGCAGCCAUGGCUAAGAAACGAAAGCUUCGAUCCUCUGACCCCGAACCCACCAAACCCAUCGAGCCACAGCAACAGGACCAAGAGCCAGUUGAACUCGACCAACAGCAACAACAACCCAACCCCAAACAAACCCUAGAAGAUCCUAACACGAUGGCCGUCGACGAAUCAAAACAGGAAGAAGAAGAAGAAGAAGAAGACGAAGAACCCCAAAACGCCGAAAGCGAAGAAGAGGAAGAGGAAGCUGAGGAACAACAAGAGGAGCGGCCACCAGAAACCCUAGAAGAGCAACAGGAUCCAGAAACCCUGGCGGCUGCAAACCACGCCGAAGUGAACGGCGGCAAUGAAGGAAACAACGAAGAAGAGGAAGAGGAGGAUCUCACUCUCGAAGAAGAGCCCGUGGAGAAGCUUCUGGAACCGUUCACAAAGGAGCAGCUCCACUCUCUCGUCACGCAGGCCGUGGAUAUGUUUCCCGAAUUCGUCGAUAGCGUGCGCCGGCUUGCUGACGUGGACCCUGCGCACAGGAAAAUCUUCGUCCAUGGCCUUGGCUGGGACGCCACUGCCGAUACUCUAACCGCCGUGUUCGGGAAAUACGGCGAGAUCGAGGAUUGCAAGGCCGUCACCGACAAGGUCUCCGGGAAAUCAAAGGGUUACGCCUUUAUCCUCUUCAAGCACAGGGACGAUGCUCGCAAGGCGCUGAAACACCCUCAAAAGAAGAUCGGAAACCGCACCACCUCGUGCCAGCUGGCCUCCGCCGGCCCCGUUCCGGCUCCACCGCCGAACGUGACCCCGGUGUCUGAGUACACCCAGAGGAAGAUUUUUGUGAGCAAUGUGAAUGCUGAGAUUGAUCCUCAGAAGCUGCUUGAAUUCUUCAAGCAGUUUGGGGAGGUUGAGGAUGGUCCUCUUGGUUUGGAUAAGAACACUGGGAAACCUAAGGGUUUUGCGCUUUUUGUGUACAAGUCUGUGGAGAGUGCCAAGAAGGCUUUGGAAGAGCCUCAUAAGAACUAUGAGGGGCAUACUUUGUAUUGUCAGAAGGCUGUUGAUGGUCCUAAGGGGAGCAAGGGGUAUCAUCAUCAGCAGCAUUCUCAUCCUCAUCACCACCACCACCAUCAGCCUCAUUACCAGAGGAAGGAGAAGAACAAGUAUUCCUCUGGUGGUGGUGGACCAUCGCAUGGAAGUGGUCAUUUGAUGGCGCCCUCGGGCUCUGCUGUGGGGGGUUUCAACCCUGGUUUGCCUGCACAGGGGUUGAAUCCAGCACUUGGACAGGCGUUGACUGCGUUGAUUAACCAGGGAGCUGGAUUGGGGCUUGGGAAUCUGCUUGGAGGGCUUGGGGGUGCCCCAGUUAACCAGGCGGGACCUCCUGCUCCGUAUGCGAAUCAGCCUGCUAUGGGGUAUGGGAACCAGCCAGCAAUGCAACCCGGAUACCAGAAUCCUCAAAUGGGACAGGGCAGUGGUGUGAGACCUCAUCCUGGUGCUGGUGCUCCUUACAUGGGUCAUUAGGCAAAGAAAUGGCCACACUUGGUGGGAGGGUUGGCUCUCACUAUAUACAAGUGUACCCUGGUUUGGAGUGAAUGUCAGAGAGAAGACCAGAUGGGUGCGAUGGUGUUAUCAUCUUUGCAGUUAUCCAUGGGUAUGAUCUUUUCUUUUGUUAUUGUCUGGGAAAGUUAAGUUCGGAAACUUGCCUACUUUUCACUUUCAGAAGCUUUUAAUUAAUUUCUGAAGAUAUUCUAAUUCUAAUAUAUUAACAAGUUGGGCUUCUGGAUUUCGCUUGGGAUUUCAAUUUGUUUUUUACGUACAAUCUUUCUUGGAGAAAGGUCCAUUUGAUAUUGCUGUCUUUGGUGAAAGUUAAUAUCUGGUAAAGCUGCAAAAGAAGCAUUUUAUAAAACUCAACAUACCAAUGUUGCUUUGCCAAAUUUUUUUUUUGAAAAUCUUGUCGAAGACAGUUAUCUUUUUUAAGGGUUUAUAAAGGCAAUACCAAACUGGGCAAAAGCUGUAGUCUAAGAAAGUGUAAUGUUUUCUUCAUGUUUUUAUUUGCGUGAGACUGAAAAUGCAUAAUUUUCUCACAAGGAUUAAUUUUUUGGAUGGCUAUUUAACAUUCUGGAUGUUAUAAUGAAGAUCAUACUGAUAUUGAUCACACAGCUUGAGAAGGCAGUUGGCACAUGCGUGAACUGCAAACCUGGCUCUCAAACAUCAAGAAAUUAUAUAUUGGCUUGAGGGAAAUGGUGAUCAAGAAGAUUACUGAUAAUAUUCCAAAAGAAUACUUAACUCUGCCAUGUUACAUUUUUGUUGGAGCUUCAAUAAAUUUGAGCUGGUUGAUCUUGGGCGAGGUGUUACAUUGAUUUAGAAAUUUUAGGUUCUUCCAACACUUGACCCCCGAAACUUUUAGUGGAAGAACCUAUAGUUAAAUAAUUACCCCCGUUUUUUGUUUAUGUGUUUUGUUUCUUUUUUAAAAACUUGUCAACGAAAUUGGAAAAGGAUAACGGGGUUUAAAUUCAAUUUUUCUCUA